CCUCAGAAUGCAAACAGGUUGUCCUGAGUUCUGCGAAUUACCUGAUUAUUUGAUUCAGGUAUGUUGAAACAAAGACAGGUGUGUCUCUGUCAAGUUAAACACCUUUGCAGUGAUGAAUCGGUAAAAGUGUCUAAUUAGCUUCACCAUAUAAAAGCCGAAGAAGACAAGCUCCGUGGUAUUGUUAUGGUAAACAAGACGUCAACAAACAAAAAUGCAGUCUGCCGUGAGACAAAACUACCACGCAGAGACUGAAGGCGCCAUCAACAAGCUCGUCAAUCUGAAGCUCAGCGCUUCCUACACCUACCUUGCCCUGGGGAUGCAUUUUGACAGGGAUGAUGUCGCAUUGCCACACUUCUCCAGUUUUUUCCUGGAGCGCUCCAUGAAGGAGCGGGAACAGGCUGAGGAGCUGCUGGAGUAUCAGAACACCAGAGGAGCCCGGAUUCUGCUUCAGACAAUCACUAAACCGAGCAGGGAGGACUGGAGAGGCGGUCUGGAUGCGUUGACCUUCUCCCUGGAAUACCAGAAGUCUCUGAACACUUUCAUCGUGGAUGUUCACCGCAGAGCCGACGGCAACAAAGACCCACAUCUGUGUGACUUCCUGGAGCGGGAGUUCCUCAUCGACAGCCAUGACACCAUCAAGAAGCUGGGCGACCACAUCGGCAGUCUGACCCACCUCACCACCUCCGACCCGAACGGCUCCAUGGCAGAUUACCUGUUCGACAGACACACUCUCUAAAAAAGCAUUAGACAUCUCCAGCUGUCAAUUUCCAAAGAGGUCAAAGCUGCAUUUGUUUCUGUCAAAACAAAAUAUUUGCACAUUUAACCCUAAACUCCAUUUCUGUACAAUAGGUCAAAGGUUAACUGGAAUUACUUCAACUUUUCUAAAUGAACCAGGAGUUCUGAAGUUGUAGCAAAAGCCAUAAUUUUUUGUAAUAAGCUGUUACUGUGAAAUGAAUCGUAUUUGGUCUGUAUCAUGUCCUAUAUUCACUUUUUACCAAAUGCAAACUAUUUCUGAAUCAAACUGUUGAAAUUUCAAUAUCUAAUAAAUCUAAACUUUUGAAGCA
Molecule: messenger RNA, 1064 nt
Organism: Gambusia affinis (western mosquitofish)
Lineage: Eukaryota; Metazoa; Chordata; Actinopteri; Cyprinodontiformes; Poeciliidae
Product: ferritin, lower subunit-like
Exons: 5
Coding region: 212-736 (174 amino acids)
Biological process (GO): intracellular iron ion homeostasis; iron ion transport
Cellular component (GO): cytoplasm
Molecular function (GO): ferric iron binding; ferrous iron binding
Source: RefSeq, a predicted model, not a curated record